Molecule: messenger RNA, 4462 nt
Organism: Anopheles funestus (African malaria mosquito)
Lineage: Eukaryota; Metazoa; Arthropoda; Insecta; Diptera; Culicidae
Gene: al
Product: homeobox protein aristaless
Exons: 5
Coding region: 1462-2520 (352 amino acids)
Biological process (GO): regulation of transcription by RNA polymerase II
Molecular function (GO): DNA-binding transcription factor activity, RNA polymerase II-specific; RNA polymerase II transcription regulatory region sequence-specific DNA binding
Source: RefSeq, a predicted model, not a curated record
GUAAACCCCUGUAGCAAGGUUCUGGUCGACAGUUAUCUUGCAUUCGAUUCAGCAUUUCAUUCCAGUUUUCUGCUCCACGUAGCGUCAGUUUUAGUUGCACGUUCGCUUUGCGUAGUUUGUUCGACCGCUCGCGUGCUCAUUCGUUUGUUUACGCUCGCAUCGAUCGUUCGCGUUGUGGUUUCGUACGUACGUUAGCAGCGGGCAAAACCUCGACACAACAUACCCGUCGGGUUGAAACAUGCUUUCGCAACAUGAACCAGUCGGGCAGUUGUGUUUAAUUUAAUCGGUCGUAUACAAAUAGUGCGAAUGUGAUAACCGGAAGCAAACAAAAUCGUUCCAUCACAUCAAUCGAAACUACUGAAAUAGGUCUGCUGUGGGAGACCAACUCAUUCGGUUGUGCUAGGAAAAAAAACAUCUUCUGCUGGAUUAUCACCUCGCCAGCAGCAACGUCAACAAGAUCAAAAGGUAGCAGCCGUGCUGCAACGGUUUGUUAGCCGGAUUAGUGCAAACAAGAAACCAAACGAGGGAAAUAACGCAAACUGAUAGAUAAUAAUUGAAUUGGCACCACCACGCGCAGACUUUGCCAGUGUGAAGUGCAUUCCAACCCGGGGCGGGCUGCACCGGUGUGCAUUAUCGGGAAAUGGGUAUUGAUGCAACUGGGUGAUAGUAGUGUUUUAACAGCAAGCAUCCGUCAUCCACCGCGUUUUGGACGAGUUCCUACUGUGCACGAACGGCGGUGUACAGGUUCAGGACCGACGCACCCGAAGAAGCUGAUAGUGUGAAGUGUUAAAAUUAACGCCACUCUCGUUCACCGUCAAUUAACAAUCCCUUUUUUUCUGCACUGGUGUAUGUGUGACCGGUGAGUUUGGUCCGUGUGUGUGUGUGUGUCUUUAGAUGUGCGAAGUAUGGAUUGGGCGAGUGACGAGUGAGUUAUGCAACUGUGCUGUGUGCUAGAAAUAUACAUAUUGUGAGCAAAUAUUGUCCAAUGCACUUCACUUCGGUGCUCCGUUUUUUCAAUUAGCCACAAUUAGCCGGGCCAGCCAGAGGAAGCCUCUUCGAGUCUUAUCGCUAACGAGAAACGGUGUGGCACCGCAAGCAAAACUACGCCAUUUGAUAGCAAUUGUGCACAAUUAUCGGCCGAGGGUUUUGUUUUUUGCAGAGGCCCCAUCAGCAGCAGCAGCAGCACCAGCUUUGAAGUGGAAAACGAGUCCAAUUCUUCCUAGCGCACCAGGUUCCAGGUUACAGUUCUGCACCGUAACCCAUCCUUAGGAUUGUGCGAGUAAGCAGGAUCACUGGGAACGCAUUUUUUUGUUUGGGCAAAGACAACGGGAGCGCCCACCGAGUGCCCCUGUUCGAGACACACAACAGGAGAGACGCUCGCGCACAAGUGCGAGCGCGUAAUACCGGUUCAAAAUUUACAACAUCGCACGGCUUGCGAACCUAGAUCAGCCCAGUCGACCAAUGGGCAUAUCGGACGAGGGUAACCGGCUGGAGGAUAUCGGACCCCAUGAGGCACGGCCACCGCAGGGCAGUCCACUGGAGCGCAGUGCAAGCACGGGACAACUGAUGGGUAGCAGUGGCGGUGAUCCGAACAGUCCACUGUCGGAUCCACACAGUGACGACGGUGGGGAUGAUUUUACGCCAAAGAGGAAACAGCGACGGUACCGGACGACCUUUACGAGCUUUCAGCUAGAGGAGCUGGAGAAAGCUUUCUCGCGCACGCACUAUCCGGAUGUGUUUACUAGAGAAGAGCUAGCGAUGAAAAUAGGACUGACCGAGGCCCGAAUACAGGUUUGGUUCCAGAACCGAAGGGCGAAAUGGCGCAAACAGGAAAAGGUCGGACCGCAGGGACAUCCGUACAAUCCGUACCUGUCCGGUGCGGCCCAAGUCCCGUCGGCAACGGUCGUCUCACCAUCCCUACCACCCAACCCGUUCAGCCAUCUUGGAUUCAACCUGCGCAAACCGUUCGAUGCGGCCAGCUUAGCCGCGUUCCGUUAUCCAUCGCUUGGCGCUAGCCACGUGUUACCCUCGGCUUACUUCAACCAGUUCCACCGUGUCUCACCGUUCUCUUCCUUCGUUGACGAAUUUUGCAGAGCGCCACCGCCACCGUUGUUACCGCCGGGUGUCGGUACGCUCUAUACACCGACCGCCUCCUUCCAGACGCUGUUGGCAAACAUUUCGGCAGCCCAGCGUGCACCACCUUCGAUGCCACCGUCAUCGAAGCCACCGCCGUCCGGGGUGGAUUAUAUGGCGCCUGGGCCACCGAACAUUCCAUCCGGUCCCGUUCCAACCUCGCCGGCAUCGCCACCCAUCUCGCCGACCGCGUUGCCACCCGUUAUGCCAGUUCCUCAGGCCGCAUUACAACCGCCGCCACAGCAUCCACCACCAUCGGGUUCCGCGUCUCCACCGCAGGCCGAUCGCCGCAGCUCGUCCAUCGCUGCACUGAGGCUGAAGGCACGUGAGCAUGAGCUGCGAUUGGAAAUGUUACGCCAGAACGGGCAUAGUGAUAUCUUAAGCUAAGGAACCAAGGCCACAUAUCCCACCACGAAGCCAGCCAGAUAGCUCAUAUACUCUUUAGACGAAGCAGUACCAUCCGGCCUCUACCUUCCGCUCCAAUGAUGAUCGUUCGAGAUCGUUGUGCACAAAGAUCAACUAAUUAUUUUGUAUUUAUGCGACGGUAUUGCCAAAACGAAUUGGAAGCGAACAAAGAGACAUUGUACGCGAUAGAAUAAGCAAGAGAUUCAUCUCCAUUCUUAAUCUCCAAAGCUUUGGAGUUCAUUCUGGUUCAUUAGGACACUCAAUUAAUCAAAUUAGUCUGUUUCGAGCAACACGCACAUCGGUCAGCAUGAUAAAUUAAGUCUUCGCCACAAACACCCGUAACACCGAUCCGGCAAUCAAACAAUCCCGAUUCGAUCCCGCGUCUCAUGUCUGACGAAUUGUCCCGUUCAAAGGCAAGAUUUCUCGUAAGACACUCCUAUAAUUACUCGCCACAUUCCUUCCUUGUACCCGACACUGUGGUAGCCGCCGGGGGAUAUAUUCGGGCUUCUGUUUCCAACUGUGUGCGUGCCAUCGUGGCUAGCGUGACAAACGUCAAGCAGUGGUCACUUUUUGAUCCGUCGAAACCCGCAAAUUGCCACAAAUUACACAACAAAAAACACGAUGCUGCCUGGGUCCCCUUCAACACACGUAGGACACACGAAAAUAAUCUUCGACGAAAACAAAAAAACAACCAGAAAUUCCCCCCUCAAACGUUUGAUUUCGAUGAAACGUCAUCCAGACACGUCACGUAUCAAAAUGUGAAUGAAUGAAAUUCUAAACUCUGCCCCCAUUGCCGGCUCCAUCUCUACACACCGAUCGUCACCUUGUGCCGAAACGAGUUACCUUGAUGCAAAAUCAUCAUUAUACAUCCUCGGAACUCGGGCGCUUUGGUGAUGGCGACGUAUUUUUCAUUCGCAACGUGGUGAUUAUAACCAUUAUCACCAUGCGAGACUGUGUGGCCAGCGGCAGCGGGGUUCUUUUUUGUGUGUGUGCAAAACCGGAGCAAAAAUAAAUUCAACCUCCCCUCGGGAAAUGUAGCUUCUGGUUUUCCGCAUUGAUGCACGUCCCGGAAGCAAGCUGCACACGCUACGAUCGGAGCGAAAAAGAAAGGGAGAGAGAAAACGAUCAAGCGAAGCCGUACCGGGAAGGUGAUAGUGAUGUUGAGUUAAUUUUCAUUUCAUUCUAAACAACCAAAUUUUUGGGAGGAUUGGGAGAUUAGUGUUGAGUUUCUUAAGAAUCAAAAGGAUUAAUGAAUGGAGAAAAGCGCUCAAAUGAGGAUCCAGAAAAAAACACACGCACACAGAAUGAUGAUAAGUUACGAUAUAAAUUAUUGUUUUCGAAAGAAUCGCAUAAAUCACCGUGAAUUCGUUUCAGGAAGGUUUGAAAUUGUUGCGAAGAAAAUUAUGCAAAACAAAUUGGCCUUAACAUAAAAUUGGUUUAAAGAAACUUUACUUCCUUCCUUAUCGAAUUGAACAAAAACCCCUUAAAGGUGCGACAAACCCUGUAAGUGGCAAUGCUUAAUUUUUUUUUGUACUUAACUAAAAGAAGGUUAAUUUAAGAAAAUAGAUAUAAAUUUAAAGCAGGUGCUGCCCUUCCCUGUAUAAAACGUCUUAUAUUGAGGUCUUGUAAAUAAUGCAUACAGCAAAUGUAUCACAUUAGCAAAAACAGAAGCAAUAGAAUAGCAACACAGAGAACAUAGAAACUUGUACCAGUUUUAGAAUUAAUAUCAUAAUAGCCGUUAUUGUAGCCGGUUUGAAAUGCGUGCGCAAAAAACGCACAAUAAUGCAAUGAUUAUUAUACUACUUUCGUUUAAAAAAAAAUGUACAUAGAGUGAAAUGUCACGCGCCUGGUUGACAGUAGUAGGACAGUAAGUUGUUUUUGAUUGCUGAAAAAAAUAAACUAUUUAAUGACCACAAAUGUACAA